Messenger RNA from Amblyraja radiata (thorny skate), 1536 nucleotides. Its product is annotated as proteinase-activated receptor 2. The record is from RefSeq and is a predicted model, not a curated record. Gene Ontology annotation, cellular component: plasma membrane. Gene Ontology annotation, molecular function: thrombin-activated receptor activity. NCBI's taxonomy places the organism in Eukaryota, Metazoa, Chordata, Chondrichthyes, Rajiformes, Rajidae. The coding region runs from base 118 to 1239 and encodes 373 amino acids. The transcript has 2 exons. Gene Ontology annotation, biological process: positive regulation of Rho protein signal transduction; blood coagulation; phospholipase C-activating G protein-coupled receptor signaling pathway.
GUGGCUCGCCAGCCACGGUGCUAGAACAAAGUUGGCUCGGUUACUCUGUCCGACGCGGAAAUCCUGCUUGGGAAUUAAUUGCAGCGAAACUCGCGAAGGGAAGAGGAAUUCAGAAGAAUGCUCCUGUUAAUGCUGCUGGCGUCGGCCGUCCCUGUUUGCUAUGGAGGCAAGGGUCGAUCCUUUAUUGGCGAAACAACUAAUGGCACUGACUUGAAAGUCGAUGAGUUUGUGGAAUCUGUGCUGACCAGUGGAUUGACUACAGUCUUUUUGCCGUUGGUCUACAUUGUGGUAUUCAUCAUUGGAUUGCCUGCAAAUGCCAUGGCACUGUGGGUUUUUGGCUAUCGAACAAAGAUUAAACACCCGGCAGCUAUUUACAUGGCCAACUUGGCUUUGGCAGAUCUCCUGUUCAUUGUCUUGUUACCGUUGAAAAUUUCCUACCACCUGAACGGCAACAAUUGGAUUUUUGGAGAAGCAAUGUGCGAAAUGUUCAUUGUAUUUUUCUAUGGCAACAUGUACUGUUCCAUUCUGUUCAUGACCUGCCUCAGUGUGCAAAGGUACUGGGUUGUUGUGGAUCCAAUUUCUCAGGCAAGGAGGAAGACCAGUAUUGCUUACGGCAUCUCCAUUUUCAUUUGGACACUGAUUGUACUGGGCACAAUACCCUUAUAUUUGAACAUCACGCAAACGGCAAAAAUUGUUAACCUUGAUAUUGUAACCUGUCAUGAUGUCCUACCUGAAGCGAAGUUGGCCUCUACCAUGUUUGACUACUUUUUGUCUUUGGCUAUAGGGGUAUUUUUAUUUCCAGCUUUGUUGACCUUGACCUCCUAUGUAUUGAUGAUCAAAGCAUUGAAAGCUUCUUCUAAUGAAGAUAGCAUUGGGAAAAGCCGCAAGAGGGCAAUCCAACUCAUUAUCACGGUUCUCAUGAUGUAUUUGAUUUGCUUCACUCCCAGCAAUGUUCUUCUUGUUGUCCACUAUUAUAUGAUCAAACACAAUCAGGGCAGCAAUCUUUAUGUCGUUUACAUUGUAAGCCUUUGCCUAUCGAGCAUAAAUAGCUGCAUUGAUCCCUUUGUCUAUUACUUUGUUUCCAAAGACUUCAGAGAUCAUGUUCGAAACACACUCCGCUGCCGCAGUGUGCGAGCUGUUCGAAGUAUCCAGGCCUCAAUUGCCUCCAAGAAAUUUUCCAAACGAUCAUCUUCCUAUACCUCUGCCAGUAAAGUUACUAACACGACAAGCAACUGUUGAUCAUUUGUGUGGAUACGUAACUUUGAUUCCAUGGCACAUGGUGAACUUUUAACACAAAAAGAUACAGGAUGGGUGCUUGAGCACCUGGGAUACACCUGGGAUAGGAAAUCAACUGAGUAUUAAUCCAAUUUGGAAAUAAUUAAUCUGCAAUAGUUUCAGAAGUUUCAUUCAAACAAUGGUCAAUGACAUUGCAUGAUCUGUGUAGGAAGGAACUGCAGGUGCUGGGGUUUAAACCGAAGAUGGAAACUAAAAGCUGGAGUAACUCAGCGGGGGCAGGCAGCGUAUCUGGAAGGAAUG